Messenger RNA from Helianthus annuus (common sunflower), 1467 nucleotides. Its product is annotated as ATP-dependent Clp protease proteolytic subunit-related protein 1, chloroplastic. The transcript has 8 exons. Gene Ontology annotation, cellular component: endopeptidase Clp complex. The record is from RefSeq and is a predicted model, not a curated record. NCBI's taxonomy places the organism in Eukaryota, Viridiplantae, Streptophyta, Magnoliopsida, Asterales, Asteraceae. Gene Ontology annotation, biological process: protein quality control for misfolded or incompletely synthesized proteins. The coding region runs from base 103 to 1296 and encodes 397 amino acids. Gene Ontology annotation, molecular function: serine-type endopeptidase activity; ATPase binding; ATP-dependent peptidase activity.
GAUUGUAAACUGAGAGAGGCUCAUCGUGGUUCUUCUACUCACACAAAUACUAGAUCAAAUCAAUUGAAAUUGAAACCCUUGGUUGUAGAGAGAGAGAGAGUAAUGGCGACGUCGAUUUCGGUACUCCGUUCACCUCAUCUUCCUCCGACCGUCGACCAUAAUCGAGAUUUGAGUUCUUCCACGAAUCUGUUGUUGAAAUCCUCCUUUGUUCGCAACAAUAUUCAUGCUCCUUCCAGAAAAAUCAAAGAUGUUACGGUUAGGGGACGAUGUGUUAGGUCUCCGGUGUCUGCGACGGCUUCGGAUAAAUAUCUGGACUAUAUCCCCAAGCAGUUCAGGGAAGGAAACCUUAAAGAUGGAUUGAUGGAAAAUUUCAAGAAUGUUCCUCAAUAUCUGUACGGUCUUAGUCCUUCACAAAUGGACAUGUUCAUGACAGAAGAUAAUCCUGUAAGGCGGCAAGCGGAAAGUGUAACAGAGGAAACAAUUUCGUCCUCUCACAAUUACUUGAAUCAUGGAGGAAUGUGGAGUUUAUCUGGAAUGCAUGAUAAGGGUCCCGCGAAAUACAGUAUGAGCGUCAGCAUGUAUCGCGGUGGAGGUAGAGCAGCCGGAAGACCUAGAAGUGCUCCACCCGAUUUGCCAUCGUUGCUUUUAGAUGCAAGAAUUUGCUACUUAGGAAUGCCGAUUGUUCCGGCAGUGACUGAGCUUCUUGUUGCACAAUUUAUGUGGUUGGAUUAUGACAAUCCAUCUAAGCCUAUAUACUUGUAUAUUAAUUCAUCUGGAACACAGAAUGACAAAAUGGAGACAGUUGGAUCUGAAACAGAGGCGUACGCAAUUGCUGACAUCAUGGCUUACUGCAAGUCUGAGGUGUAUACAGUGAACUGUGGAAUGGCAUUUGGUCAAGCAGCAAUGUUGUUAUCCCUUGGAACCAAAGGAUAUCGUGCCUUACAGCCAAAUUCAUCCACAAAGUUGUAUCUACCUAAAGUGACUCGAUCAAGCGGUGCUGCUAUCGACAUGUGGAUCAAGGCCAAGGAGUUGGACACAAACACAGACUAUAUGUUAGAGCUUCUAGAAAAAGGGAUUGGAAAGCCGAAAGAUGAGAUUCGUAACGAUAUCAUGCGACCUAAGUACUUUCAAGCCCAAGAUGCUAUUGAUUAUGGCAUUGCUGACAAAAUAAUUAGCUCAAGAGAUAAUGCUUUUGAGAAACGGAAUUAUGAUGAGAUUCUUGCACAAUCGAAAGCCGCAAGGAGAGCAGCAGGACCAGGUGGCGGUGCACAGGCAGCUCCCUCUGGAUUUAGGUGAAACUGUAUGAUAUUGUUGUACUUUUAGCCACUGCCAAAACUUGUGAUGUAUACAUGGAAGAAAUUUGACUUUCUGUAGUGGUGAUUUGAUGAUCUGAAAACUAUCAUGGGCUAUGAUAACUCACAUGAUACCAAAGGGCAUUUGGUCUAAUGGUAUCAAGGUGUUGGAUAA